Acytostelium subglobosum LB1 is the source of this 333-nucleotide messenger RNA. RefSeq lists its product as hypothetical. NCBI's taxonomy places the organism in Eukaryota, Evosea, Eumycetozoa, Acytosteliales, Acytosteliaceae. The transcript has a single exon. The record is from RefSeq and is a predicted model, not a curated record. Bases 1 to 333 code for a protein of 110 amino acids.
AUGUCCUUCAAGUCUACUAUCUUUGCUUUGAUUGCCGUCCUCUGCUUCGUUGGUCUGGUCUCUGCCAUGUGCAACAAGAUGGCCUGCCCACCAGUCAGCCGUCUGAACUGCUGGCACAACGGCGGAAGAUUCUUCCGCAGCGACAUUACCUCUGUUGAGCCAAAGCACUGCUGUGACGUCUGCCUCUACCAAGGUGAGAUCGACUCCUACUGCAACUCCACCGUCACCCUCGAGUGGUUCGACCAGAAUGCCCGUGGAUACCUCGCUGGUUGCCUUGAGGAUCAUGCCGUCUGUGUCAUGAACCAGAACAAGUGUUUCCCAUACUUGAACUAA